GUGGACUUCAUUUUGCACGGACGGCAGUAAAGAUAUGGUUCCCGCAAAAUUUCUUGUGAUUUUUGUUCUGUGUCUUGGAAUUUCUGAUGCAAAUUUUUUGAGGAAACUAUUAAAAGAGUUGUCAGAUGGAGACGCAGAAGAUUUUCAAGAUGAAAUUGGGACCAACACAGACUCCCUUGGUAGAGAACUACUUAGACGCCGAGAUCAGAACGGCUACUAUGAUGAUACUGUUACAGACAGUCCAACACAAUAUGUGGAGGAUACCACGCUGAGUGGAUCAGCUGAGGGUGUGGAUGAUCCUGCAAAGGAAGAGGAAAAGUUGGAAGAAGAUACCAGUAAUGGUGGUGAACUUCUGGACCAUAAGAAUGUUGACAAAGAUUCAACAUUAGCCAAGUUGAUAUCAUCAAUGGACGUUAUAGUUCACGGACAAGACCAGAAGCCAAUGGGAUUGCAUCCAGAAUCAGACCGGAAACAAAAAGAAGAUUCGUUAGAUCAACACAAAUAUACACCUGAACAGUUGAAGGUGAAAGCUGUGGGACUAGAAAAUGACAAUAACUUCAAGAGAAAUUUUGAGACUGGUAGUAGUAGACUAUGGGAGAACGGCAUUGUACCAUAUACACUGGUUGGUAAUUUGUCAAAUUCUGAAGAGAAGGCGAUAAUUGAGAAGGCUAUAGAAGAAUUGGCAAAGAAGACAUGUAUACAGCUAGUUCCUAAAGGCAGCGUUAAAACACAGGAUAUCGGUCACAAAUCUUUCUUAGAAUUUGUUCCUAAAACCUCAUGUUCAUCCUGGGUCGGAAGACAUAAAUCUGGUAAACAAGAGCUGACCUUACAAAAUCCAGGCUGUCUGCAUCAUUCCAUAGUUCUACAUGAAAUCUUGCAUGCUAUAGGGAUGGAACAUGAACAGAGCCGGUCAGAUAGAGAUAAACACAUCAAAAUUUUUAAGAAAAAUAUUGAAUCCGAUGGGCAUGACCAAUUUGUUAAAGAACAUACCUCAGAUACUCGGCCUUACGAUGCUGAAUCAAUUAUGCAAUAUAACCUGUAUUCAUUUGGGAAAAAAACUGGAGGUACAGUAUCCAAAACUAUGGAGCUUGUUGAGAAAAAACUUGAAUUUCUAGCUGACCUAGAGGCUGGACUGGAUUUCUAUGAUGUGGCUGAUAUCACUGAUGCAUAUCAAUGUGCAGCUCAUUGUAAAGGAUUGUCCAGACCAAAAUGUGAAAACGGUGGAUUUGUUGACCACAACUGUAAAUGUUUCUGUCCACCUGGUCUAAAGGGAGACAACUGCCAAAAAGUAGAAACAUCAUCAGCGUGUGGAGGCAUUGUUGAUGUAUCAGAGUCAAAGGUCACAGAGAUAAGAACACCUAACUGGCCUUCACCCUAUCCUGCCGGAACAAUGUGUACCUGGUUGAUAAAGGCUCCAGCUAAUAUGUUAGUAAAGUUGACAGUAGAUAAUCUUAAUCUGCCAUACAACAGUCUUAAAAGAUGCUACCAUUGGAUGGAGAUUCGUUACAAUCUGAUUGGUCAACUUGGAGUGAAGAUUUGUGGUAAGAUUAAAGGAAAGACCUGGACUACAACACCAUAUGGGGAAUCUAACUUGAUGAUGCUGAGGUUGGAUGCUAAAUUUGCAGAGGAUAAAGAUCCAGGGAAAGGGUUCAGUAUCAGCACCACAGCUAUUAGCAAAGGUAUUGCCACAGCUGAUAGAAAAGAGAAAAAACUGAUCUGUACAUUUGAGAAUGAGGAUGAGGAUUGUUUCUUUGAAGAUGAUGGCAAUUGGUUUCUCGGAGAGGGUAGAUCACCAUCAGACUAUGGUCCAUCAAAAGCAUAUCGUGGACAGUUUUAUGCCUAUGUGGAUGGAAGUAAUGGAAAGGACCAUCAGCCUGCUAAAAUGACAUAUAAAUUUCCAUCAACCAUGGAUUAUUGCCUAAGCUUUGCCUAUUACUUGUCUGGAAGUGAUAUGGGCAACUUGAGAAUACAAAGGGAGGAUGCAGACUAUAUAUAUAAACUUUGGACGGCACAAGGAAAUCAGGGAGAUAGUUGGAAAAAAGCCAAAGUUGACAUCAAAGCUGAGACAGGCGAUCUUAUUCUAAUUGUUGCCAAAACAGGAUCAGAUUAUACUAGUGAUAUAGCAGUAGAUGACAUAAUUUUGAAGGAUGGUGGCUGUUAA
Molecule: messenger RNA, 2161 nt
Organism: Mytilus californianus (California mussel)
Lineage: Eukaryota; Metazoa; Mollusca; Bivalvia; Mytilida; Mytilidae
Product: blastula protease 10-like
Exons: 18
Coding region: 35-2161 (708 amino acids)
Biological process (GO): proteolysis
Cellular component (GO): membrane
Molecular function (GO): metalloendopeptidase activity; zinc ion binding
Source: RefSeq, a predicted model, not a curated record